Molecule: messenger RNA, 2555 nt
Organism: Physcomitrium patens
Lineage: Eukaryota; Viridiplantae; Streptophyta; Bryopsida; Funariales; Funariaceae
Product: protein PHLOEM PROTEIN 2-LIKE A10
Source: RefSeq, a predicted model, not a curated record
GGGUUUCACUGUUGGAUUCCAUAGCCAAGGAGCUGCUCUCGCUGCGUGGAUUUUCGCUGCUGAGCACGGAAGGAUCUCUUCGGAGCAUGGAUGAUGCGUGCCAUAACUUUCUUUCUCUGAACCAAUUUCUUUUUCAGUUUUACUAAGGUGAAUUCGAGUCAGUAAUCGAGGUCGAGGAAGUGUUUCUGCGGCCAGGCGGGUGCGCAGUUUGGGAUGACGUCUCAUGAAAGUUUCGAGAGUUGUAGCAGCGGGAUUGAGUGUCAAGAGAUGCUAUCAUGGUAGCUGGCUGUGAGAAGCGAGCUGUAGAGGCUGAGGAUGAGAGAUGUAAGCGAGCAGGGAAAUUGCCGGAAGGACUAACAGGGAAGUGGGUACGUGGAAGCGAAAAGAAACAUUGGUUGUGCGGAGUGGUGAAUUGCGUUGGAGGAGUCAUGUUCCAGGGAAUGUAACGUGUAGAAUUGGUGGAGGAGCUCGUGGAGAGGACAAUGUUUCAAAUUUCUCGUCGCAGUAGGAACAUCCUUCUUGCAUGUGGUGCUGUAGCAGCAGGCGGCUAUAUGACCUAUCGUAUAUAUCACCCUCGAAAAAAGCUUCGCAUCGUUCUUUUCUUACAGUCUUUCUCAUCUCUCCUUGAAGCUCUUUCUCAAGGGAGCAGCACGUUUGCUGCGGUUUUGAGCGAUCUACACAGGUUUCUGGUUUCCGAAGAAGACGAGGUGCCUCAAACUCUGAAGCAGCUUUUAAAAGUCGCUGCAUCACGUGAGGCGCAGGAGAGUAUCACCGCUCUCUCGGCUGCAGUCAGUCGUGGUCUUCUCUCCACACUUAUCAGUAGUGCGCCUGUUGCCGUGAGCCUUAAACACGAGGUACAACCUCGAAGGCUACAUCGUCCUCAGAGCACAUUAACCAGUCCAAGUGGGCGUGGGGUUUCAGAGGAAACUAAAAGUGUUAUUAAGUGGGAUGGCAAAGGUACUGUUACUUCACAAGGAGAGUCUGGAGCUGCUUCUACCUCUUUCGAUGACAGGACUUUAUCACCAGGAGAAUGCAACGAAAAUGCGGAGGAAAUUUCGAUAGAGUGCGAGGAAGAGUUAUAUGACCACGCUUGGACCAAUGCUGGAAACGUGUUUGACGCUGCGAAAACGCAGGUUGAUUCAUCAAUAGUGAAGGGCGUGAAGGAGACUUUGCAAGAAGAGGCAGGUAUUAGUCCCAACUUCAGCGAUAAUGAAGUAGAGACUCGUUCUAGUAAACGGAGUGGCAAAGAAGAUAUAGUAGACAGGCUUAUUCAGAAACUUUUUUCUGAAUCUGGGAAGAGCUUCGUAUCGAUCGUGGUGGCAUCUGCGUCUCGAAGUUUCGUGGCUUCGGUUGUGGAGCAAUUCAACGCUUUUAAUAAUUUGCCAGGCAACGAGGGGAUUGGAAGUGGAGAUGGGCUUGUCAAGGGUUUACUUGAAUUUGCAAACAGCCCUAAUGGCAAACCACUGUUGACAGACUGGAUCCAGACCUUUGUUGGAACUGCUGUAUCUGUAUACCUGGAUCGGACAAAAGAUAUUAAUGCCUUCGAUGAAUUCGCGGCUACUUUGGCGAAACCGGAACAUCAAGGUCCUAUCACUGAACUUUUGACCACUAUUUGUAAUGUGUCGACUGGUAAUUUUGUGCGCACUUCGCAUGAAAUCUUAACAUCGGAUCCCAGUAGCUCAAAACAUAACGCGGGUGACAAGGUAUCGGUUUCGUAUCCACAGCUUGGUGACAGGUCUCACGAAAACGAAGACUCGGAAGUGUUCUAUGAUACGGGAGAGCAAGAACUAAUAUCUCCAAGCCACUCUUUGGUUAAAUGGAAAGGAAAGUCCGUUGGUAGAACGAGAGAAACAUUUUCGCCAAAUUACAUCGAACACAUCUCAAAAGUGAUUGCUGUUCCUAGCAAUCGAGAGUUGAUUCUGAACAUUGUGGGAACUAUGACUUCCUCUGGUGUCCGGACAAUGAUUGAUGUUUCUUUGGACAAGGUUUCAGCUAUCCUGAGUGGAAAAGACAAAGAGCAAGAUUUGAAGGAUCAAGAUCACGAGAUGCCCGGAAGGUUAGGGGUAGGCGAGAAGCUGCAGGUUGUUGGGGAUGUGACGAAGGCCGCAAUUGACAAAGCAAUGGUGCUUAUGACGAUGUGUUAUGCAGUUUGCCUGCACUCUGUUGUGGGCGGCGUUAGAAUGAUCAAGCCUUUAUAGGUUCAGCUGGAAUAAUUGUUUUGUACAAAAAUCAUUUACUUUAUUGAUAGCCACCUCAAUUGUAAAUUUCCAUGCCUUCUUUAUUUGAGGCAUGCUUCUCUUAAACUUCAGGUAGACUUCAAGCUCUUAGCUGUGUAAGUUGUAUUGCUCUUAUGAUCGGACUAGGAUAUCGCUCAUUAAACUUCGUUUCUAAAACCAUUGGAUUCUACUGAGGGAAAUUUAAUUUUACUUGGAAAGCAAUGUCAUAGAGAGGCUCAUUUCAUAAUGACCACAUAUCAUAGGUAUGAAUUUGUGUGUCUGUACAUUCUCAUUGUAAUCGUCCAAUUUACAAUGGCAGGGUGCACUACAGGAGUUUUA